Messenger RNA from Cercopithifilaria johnstoni, 384 nucleotides. The record is from the annotation of a GenBank genome assembly. Lineage: Eukaryota; Metazoa; Nematoda; Chromadorea; Rhabditida; Onchocercidae.
AUGAUUGAUCAAAGUAAUCGUGCUGGACGACCAAAUGGUGUCAGUGUUUUUAAAAAUAGAAGGCGGAAAAGUAGCGGUCAAAGUCCUGGUCCAUCACCUGAUUUACUUGGUGUUGGCCAUACUUAUAGUCCGGACAGUAAUCAAUUAAGUGCAGCGGCAGCAGCAGCGGCAGGUUAUCCAGCACAAGCGAUGUUUCCUAGUAAUCCGUACGCUGCCGGUAUUGCUCAUCCGGCAUUUACCAAUCCAGCUGCACUAACGGGCCAUAUGUUUAUGCCGGGACCGAUGAGCCAUAUGAUGGCACCGUACAGUGGGGCACAAACGCAGAUGGGCGCAAAUGUAUGGAUGGAAUCGUUGAUGCCAGGCCAUAUGUCUAUGGAUGCAUAA